UGGCAACAGCGGAACUGCACCAGCCGCCGCCUGUCAUGUUUGUCUAAUGUUUUAUGGGUCUAAUGAACAGAUGCUCAGUGAUUGACCUUAGUACCUUAGUUUAUGGUCUUAAACGCUUUCUAAUGGUUAUCAUGGCUUCAAUUGCAUUUUAAUCAUCUUCAAAUAAAUAACUAGAAACUAAUUAACUAAUGGACAAUCAGUAUAAAGACGCAUCCAUUCAGUGUGACAAGUAAAAUCGCCAUUCCUGAGCGAUUGUAGCAUGGAAUUGGACUUUCUGAAGCUUUCCAGAGACAACACAAAGUUGCUGCUAUUAAUGGACUACGAUAGCGGUUACGUGGAUGGAGUGGAAAGCUACAGCACCUCACCCAGCAAGUGUAACUUACAACCAAUGGAAUCAAACGUGCCCGCUCCGACUGUGCAAAAUUUCCUACUAAGUGAAGAUGCACUUUUGGAGAUGCCCGAAUUUUGCAACAGCUUAGGUCGGAAUUUGCCUUGUGCUCUCAGCAUCGAAAACAUUGAGGACAAAACCAACCUGUUUCCAUCCCCACAGAGAGUGAACUGCUCAGUUGAAAGCCAAAGUAAUUCAACUGUGUACAGCGAGUUGGAGGGUCAGACUACCUCAAACGAAUCGGAGGAAAUUCCCAUUGAACCUGCAAUUGUAGUGAGGAGAGAUUCAUUCAAUGACUCCGGAGAGGGUGAGGACAGUGAUAGGUCUGUGUUUCUGCCACCUCCAGCUGAAAGCUAUCCAGUGAGUACGUCCGGCGAAUCAUCCCAGUCGAGCAAGAGACUCACGUUGAUUUUCUCCAAAGCAGACAGAAAGUGCUACUCAGUAAAACGAAAGUACUCGAGCAUGACUCCAGAUAAAAAACCUCAACCUUUAGAUCCGGGCAUCAGUCCUGAUCUUUUCGAAGAUAACACUGAGGAACUACCUAAAUACUUAGAGCCUCAAGUGCAAAAGCGGUUGAUUGAAGAGCCUCCAACUGAAACCCUUGCUAGCAAACUCGACCAGAAGCUGUUAAAGAGAAUAACGAAAGGAAUGAGUGGAGUGUUACCACCGCCAAGUGUUACAGUAAUUCACUUAUCUGUGACCGAUAUGCUGACGAAAUUGAAACAGAAUCAGAGCUAUCACUUCUGGAAUGCCGAAGCUAAACAGGACCAACCUAGCACGUCGCUGGAUGCCAGCACUGAGGCCAAUAAAUCCCUGCUUCUGAGCACUGAUUUGGAAACAGCCAGAAGCAAUGAAUGGCCCAAAAUUUUACACGUCAGAUGCCAUGGUUUGCAUUACAACUGCGGCAAGACCUCAGAAGACAUUGUGGACCUUUGCGAUAAGUAUCAAAAGCGCCACGUGAGCGCUGAGACUCAAUCCACCUGCACAGUGUUUGAAACACAGACGACGAGCAGCCCUUCAAAGAGGAGACUGACGCGCUCCAAAUGGGGCGCCAAAUCGCCCGGCCGAAGGCUCAGCCACUUGGCAAGACGACGCAUCACCUUCUCAAGUGCUAACCUGCAAGCCGGAGGCUCAUUAGUUGGAUUUAGAGCUAGACAGAUCCUGGUGGACGCCAAAAAAAUGGACCUGCUGAGUCGACGGAAAAGUCCACGGAAAACCCCCAGAAAAACACCCAGCAAGAGCCCCAAAUUGAAAACUAGAACGCCAUCGAGUUCGGCCAAGAAGAAGUUGGCACUUCGAUUCAGAAAACUGACUGGAGAAAUUGAAAAGUCGGCAACCAGCACCGGGAAACUCCCUGGUGUACAAAGAACCCUAUUCCGCAGCCCUGACAAAACAACGAGAAGCGAAUCCAGCCAAGGCAGCUCGGACAGAGCCAAGCGGUCGCUGUUCCAAAGUCCCAAUCGUGAUAAAAAUUCUAGUCUGUUGGUUGUCUCGGGCGGCUCCCAUGAAAAACCCCAACUAAGACGCGCCCUGUUUGCCUCGCCCCUGAAAGGGGCGAAAUCGCCGUUGAAGUUCAGCUACGAAAGGAAACGGAAGCGAAGCGAGUGUGAUGAUGGACCGAUUUCCAAAUUGGCCAGAAGCUUUUCCACGGUCGACAAAUCUUCCACUUCCAUGGACCAAAAGCCAAUCGUGCGCUGCCAAAGCGAGAUCAGCAUGCCGCUUAAUCGGACCCAAAAUGGAAACGAGUUGAGCGAAGGUCACAAAAAGAAGCUGCUUUGGGCCGUAAACGGGGCUCUACAAAGCCAGAAUAUCACCAACACCCACCCGCAGUGGAAGAUAUUUGCUUCAGUGUUGAUUCGCGUUACGCGUCGCUUUUAUAACAGCCAAAUGGCCACUUGCGGGCUGGUUGGAGCGAAGUCCGACGUGGGCACAACGGAGCGCAUGCAGCGCAUUGCCCGCUUCCACGUCAUUUCGGUUAUUAAAGGAAAAUCGGUGGAUGAGAUCGUCAACGAACAUCUGAAAAAAAGGGCCCGGGCGCAGAAACCGCAGGGGUACAUUCCGCCGGAGGAUUUUAGAGAGCCAAAACCUAAGGUAGCAUCCGGUGUGAAGGACCACAUACUGCAGGACCGGGCAAAUACCAUAGAAAGUUGGGAAAAGAACCGGCUAGAGCAAACGACCAAACCCUCAAUAACUGCGAAUAAAAUCCAGCGCAUUCGUAAAGUGAUCGACUUUGGAGACGACAGAUAGACCAAUCGUAAGAUCUCAUCUUAGCGUUAUAGGUAAUGUCGCGUGUUUGUUAAUUAAUUUAUUUUGUUUGCCGAAAAUUAUACUUGAUUUCCCAUUGUGAAUAAUGUUAUUCGUGUUAGCGCCGUUUUCUAUAUUGACUAUCCCGGGCACUGGGAAUAGGAGCUACGAACAUUGCAAUAUACAUAGUUUGUUGAAUAAAAGAACCACGCUUUCA
Messenger RNA from Dendroctonus ponderosae (mountain pine beetle), 2849 nucleotides. RefSeq lists its product as uncharacterized. The transcript has 5 exons. The record is from RefSeq and is a predicted model, not a curated record. Lineage: Eukaryota; Metazoa; Arthropoda; Insecta; Coleoptera; Curculionidae. The coding region runs from base 260 to 2635 and encodes 791 amino acids.